AAUUGUGGUGGGAUGUUUGGAUCCCUCCAAUUUUAAUCAAAGAUCUCGUAUUUGCAUCCAGAAAUGAACCUUGCAAUGUGUGAAUUCGAAUUAGUCUAGCUCUAACUUGCAUACCACACAAAAAAUGAAAAAAAGUUAUGCAAAUGUACAUUUCAUUAACCGUUUUAUUUUCCCUCUUCACAAAGAGACAAUCAAAAGAGUCUUUCUUACCUUAUUUUUCUCUCUUCCACUUCUGUCUUGUCUCUCUUUCCUCUCUCAUUUUUCCUAGAGAACAAACAACAACACAACAUUAGGAAGAACAAAAAAAGCAACCCAGGUUUUCUUCUUCUUGGCAAUGUGCUACGAUGGACCACCAGAGGACGUUAACGAUGAACUGGGAUGGUCUUGGAGAAGAUGAUGAUGAUGAUAACUUCUGUGAGUCUCGUGACCGUCUUUCCACAGCCAUUUCCCUUGACUUGGGAUCCUCAGGAUCAGAUGAUGAUGAUGAAUUCGAGGACUGCCGUCUCUCUUUUGUCUCGACCCUUUCCUCGGCCUCUAUCAAGAAAUUCCAAGGAAUUGAGAUUGAGGCAGUUUCUGAUUCUUUUAGCAGCACGGACUAUGGAAUGUGGAUGGCUGAACCUGGGGAUAUCAAGGAACGUCGCAAGCGCCUCUUGCAAGGCAUGGGAUUGUCUAGCAAUAAGGACCUCCUCAAGCUCAAAAGCGCCAAGAUUGUACGAGCCAUUUCAAAAAGAGUUGAGAAAAUCAAGGACACCCAACCACCAAAGGUGGAUUGUUCUCCUGCAAAAGGAUUAAAUCAAGAACGACUGCCUUUAGCUACACAGCCAAUUGCGCUGGUAAGGUCGAGAUCAGAUGGAGAUAUACAAUAUUUUUCUGUAAAUACCAAGAAAAGGAAAGAAGAGCUAGUUGGUGACAUCUCUAAACAACGUCUCACCAGGACUUUUUCAGGCGUUUUGGCACCAACCAUAGGAGCAUGCCAAUUGACCGGUUCUGUUAGAAUGUCGCCAAAAAAGAACAAAAGUGGAUUGUUAAUGCAAAAUGGCAGUGAUAUGUCAUCCACAUUGCCCAAUGGGAAUCCUGAUGUGGGCUUUGCUUCAUUCUUCUUGAUAAAGAAUUUGGACACCGGAAAGGAGUUCAUCGUCAAAGAGUCCGAUGAAGAAGGGAUGUGGAAUAAACUCAGUGAUAUUCAGACAGGGAAGCAGCUUACCAUGGAUGAAUUUGAGAAACAUGUGGGAUAUUCUCCUGUUGUCAAGGAACUGAUGCGCCGGGUAAAUGGAUCAAGAAAUCAUGAUGAUGAGAGGAAGCUACACGCAAAUUCAUAUCUCAGUAAGAGCUUUAGAAAUAGCAAGAGAAGGGGAGUUGCUCUUUUGAAGAACAUAAAAGGAGUAGCACACAGCAUGAGUGGGAGAAUUAUUGAUAAAGAACGUGAGCAACAUGUGACUCAUGAGGAACAUCCGAAAUCAAAUAAGAACUCCUCCAAAUGGAUUAAAGUGCGUCAGCAUGGGAAGUCCUGCAAAGAACUCACAGCUUUGCACUUAAGCCAGGAAAUCCAUGCUCACGAGGGUUCAAUAUGGACCAUAAGAUUCAGCUCAGAUGCACACUAUCUAGCAACUGCAGGAGAAGAUACAUUAAUUCAUAUAUGGGAAGUGCAAGAAUGCGAAGUUGCAAAUAACCUAAACUCUGUUGGUGGUACAAUGGCAGGUGCUGCAAGUGCCUCACCUAUUUAUCCAACGGUUGGCUCUGUCAGUGCAUCCCCUGUUCAUCCAAUUGCCAGGUCCAAUUCAGACCGGCCUCCUCUUCCGGAGACUGGACAUAUGACAUCAGCAAGAAGGAAGAGGGGUAAGCUCUCCCAUAAGAAAAAGGGCAACUCAGUUCCGGAGUAUGUCAAUGUACCAGAAACUGUUUUUGCUCUUUCGGAGAAGCCAAUAUGCACUCUUAAAGGUCACCAAGAUGAUGUCUUGGACUUAUCUUGGUCAAGAUCUCAGCUACUGCUGUCAUCCUCGAUAGACAAGACUGUCAGGCUAUGGGAUGUUGAAACUAAGAGUUGCUUAAAAAUGUUCGCGCACAAUGAUUAUGUAACUUGCAUACAGAUCAAUCCAAUGGAUGACGACUACUUCAUCAGCGGUUCUCUGGAUGCAAAGGUUCGGAUUUGGAAUAUACCUGAUCGAAAAGUUGUAGAUUGGACUGAUCUUCAUGAAAUGGUCACUGCUACUAGCUUCACCCCUGACGGCCAGGCUGCUAUAAUAGGCUCACAUAAAGGCAGCUGUCGUAUGUACGCUACCUCUGAAUGCAAACUGGAACAGAAAGACAAUAUCGAAAUUCAACCUAAGAAGAGUUCUCAACUCAAGAAAGUCACUGGUUUACAGUUUGCCCCAUGGAAUCCAGCAGAAGUGCUUAUAACUUCAGCUGAUUCUCGUAUAAGAAUUUUUGACGGGCCAGAUAUGAUCUAUAAAUUUAGAGGUUUCCGAAAUACAAGCAGCCAAAUUGCAGCUUCCUUUAGUUCAGACGGAAAUUACGUCAUAAGUGCAAGUGAAGACUCUCAUGUCUACAUCUGGAGGAGAGAAGAACCUAAGAGCCCCCGUGGUAAACCUAGAACUUCAAUUUCAGUUCAAGCUCACGAGCGCUUUCAAUGUAAAGAUGUUUCAGUUGCAAUCCCAUGGCCAGGUAGUGUAAAAAAUGAACCGCCUCUUGUAGAGAUGCAUUCGAAAAGGCAUUCAAAACGUUUCCUCCCACCCCAGUAUCCCACUACUGGCUCUCCUACAAAAGAAAAUUCAGAUUUGGCAAAUAGCAAAAGGCACAUGCCACCUCUAUCCAGCAAAAGUAAUGCAUUAGAGAGAGUCCAGAGUAGUCAGGAAGAGGAAGACUUAGCUCAACUCUCUCGGACAGAUUUUGGUAUUGGUUCCGGAGAAUCAUUUACAUCAGGUUCUUCAUCAACUAGGUUUGGUGAUUCACCUUCUAUAUCUGCGUCCAGCAGCUCCCGGUCACAUUCUUGGUCCGCCACUUGGUCUCAGGAUAACAGCCACGGCAGCAAUGUUAUCCAAGCAACAGCAUGGGGCAUGGUAAUUGUGACAGCAAGUUUGGGAGGAGAAAUCAGGAUCUAUCAAAAUUUUGGGCUACCACUGAAAGCUGGUCGUCAGACGAAUCUCUUUAGAGACCUUACAUAAAUUGUCGUUAGGAAACCAAUCGAUAAUAUUCUGUUCUGAGGCUCAAAUUUUACUACAAUACUUAGUUGUUUAAGACUUAGUCGAGCUCAAGUUACAAUGAACUAGGCAGAAGCCACCGGCUUCCCACUGUUGAUAAGUGGAAACAGGUGAAAAGAUUUUUCUUUUAGUACAAUUUACAUUAGAAAUUCAAGGUAGAGAUCACAGUGUUCAGUGUUCCAUCAGAUUGAGCAUUUUAACUAGCACUGUGCAAAGCUUUGUUUAUUUAGCAAGUGUUUUCUGGUUAGCACUUAACAGCUACAAAUCGAACUUUCAUUGGCACGUUUACUUUUGGAACAUAUCAUAUUGAUGUACUAUACCACAAUAACAACAAAUGAUUAUAGUUGAAAAUAAAAUGAAUAAAAGUGGAGAAAAUAAAUUAA
Messenger RNA from Capsicum annuum, 3580 nucleotides. RefSeq names its product WD repeat-containing protein YMR102C. The transcript is spliced from 7 exons. The record is from RefSeq and is a predicted model, not a curated record. Gene Ontology annotation, molecular function: protein binding. Lineage: Eukaryota; Viridiplantae; Streptophyta; Magnoliopsida; Solanales; Solanaceae. Bases 345 to 3161 code for a protein of 938 amino acids.